Megalops cyprinoides (Indo-Pacific tarpon) is the source of this 777-nucleotide messenger RNA. Its product is annotated as butyrophilin-like protein 2. The record is from RefSeq and is a predicted model, not a curated record. Gene Ontology annotation, cellular component: external side of plasma membrane. Gene Ontology annotation, biological process: negative regulation of T cell proliferation; T cell costimulation; cellular response to lipopolysaccharide. Bases 1 to 777 code for a protein of 258 amino acids. The transcript has 3 exons. NCBI's taxonomy places the organism in Eukaryota, Metazoa, Chordata, Actinopteri, Elopiformes, Megalopidae.
AUGAAAAUCCGAAUUUUCUGUACGCUCCUAUUGAUGCUGUUCGGCGCCAGAAUUGACGGUUUUUCAGUGCACGGCCCGGCUGAGCCUCUAAUUGUUCAGCGUGGAGACUCUGUGAUGCUGCCAUGUUCUGUGGACACCCCACUACCCCUGCAGGAGCUGGAGGUGGAGUGGAAAAGGACAGACUCUGAGACCAUGGUGCACCUGUUCCAAGAUGGAGAGAUCAGGCCAGAGUCACAGGAUGAAAGAUACAGUGGAAGAGCUGAGUUUUUUGCUGAGGAAAUCCCCAAAGGCAAUUUCUCUUUGCUGCUUGUAAAUGUGACUCAGCAAGACCGAGGGAAGUACAAGUGUGUCGUUCACACAAGCCAGGAGUCAAGGGAAGCAUAUGCAGAUUUAGUCAUGGAAUGGCUGGUAGUGAUGGGUACAGAUGAGCCUGUUUUUGUGUAUGUGGGUGAGGAUGUGAUUCUUAACUGUUCUGUGGACACCCAUGUUCCUGCUGAAGAAUUAGUGGUUGAGUGGAUAAAGACUGACCAAGAAAUCCUGGUGCUGCUGUUCCUUGAGGGGGAGAACAAACUUGAGUCCCAGCAUGAGAGGUACAGUGGACGUGCCGAGUUCUUCACUGAGGAGAUCCCCAAAGGCAACUUCUCUAUGAAGCUGAGAAAUGUGAGAACUGAAGACAGGGGGGAAUUCAUGUGCAAAGUCCAUACAAUAACAGAAUCAGUCAAUGCAACAGCAUGGAUAAAGGAACUGGGUAAGUGGCAUGUGAGACUGAUGCAGUGA